CGCUCUCUGACGGUCGGUGUACAGGCAAGCUAGCAGGCGUUGCGCUACGCCAUUGUUGAAAAGGGCAGCGCUCGAGGCGCACGCCGAGCUCGGACGCUUACACAGUUUUUUUCACUUUUCACCCAUCCCGUUGCUGUGAUAUUAGAUUGUUUUAUACCCCAUAUUAGAAACGAGGGAACUUCGUUAAAGAAAAUGGAAGACGACCAGCAGUUCUGCCUUAGGUGGAAUAAUCACCAGAGUACAUUAAUUCAAAACUUCGACACGCUGCUCGAAAGCGGGACGCUGGUCGACUGCACGCUGGCGGCGGAGGGGAAAUACUUAAAAGCCCAUAAGGUUGUUCUCUCCGCGUGCAGUCCUUAUUUCGAGGGCCUCCUCAGUGAACACUACGACAAGCACCCGGUUUUCAUAUUAAAAGAUGUUAAGUUUAAAGAAUUAAAAGCAAUGAUGGACUAUAUGUACAGGGGAGAAGUAAAUAUCUCCCAAGACCAAUUGGCAGCACUUCUUAAAGCCGCUGAGUCUCUACAAAUUAAGGGUCUCUCAGAAAGUAAAACGGGUGGUAGCAGUAAGACGGACUCCUCUAGGCAACAAAAGGUCGUUCCACAAACAACGCCACCGUCGUCGUCAGACAUUCCACACGCGUCUUCCGGGCUCACUAUAGAAAAGAACAAAGUUCCUAGGCAGGGUAUGGCGCAAGGUUCCGUAGGGGACCUGCCUGAAGACUCGGCCAGUCCCCAAAUACCUAAGGGUCUCUCCUCGAGGGAGGGCUCCCAAAGUCCACUUCCGAGGAAAAGAAAAAGGUACAGAAGAAGAAGCGUCGGUGAAGAUAAUUCGGUAGAGAAUCAUGAGGCUUCGAAUUCAAGCGAUAUGCCUCAACAAAUGGGUGUUCCUGCGCUUGGAAUUGCACCCGUAGCGGACGAAAAAACCCAUGCAGACCCUACAGACUCUAUUGGUAGGUCAGCCUUAAUGACGCAGCUGACGAAACCUGCGGAUGAAAUGCUACAGUUGCCAUUGGAAAAGCCAGAGCCCAAUGACAGCCUUAUAGAGCCAAAGUCUGAGUAUUUAGAAGAUCAGGAAGAAAGCGUCGAAGAUCUGACGCUGGAUGACGAUAUGAACGAUCUGAACGAGAUGGAACAAGAUAACAAUAGAGCCGGGCCCUCCCACGACCCCUCCCAACACCCUGCAGGUAUAGGUGCGUGGCACGUUACCGGAGAUCGAAGUAACGCGGGAGGAGUCGUGGGCUCGGUGGCAGGAGCUCCAGGAACGACGGACGAAGUCUUUCUUGCAGCCCAGGAGGCCGCCCAGGCCCACCGGGACUCUCAAGAUUACUCGAAAAUGAAGUUCUACGUGAGCCGAAUGCCGAAGGAACAGCGAAGAUCGCGUGGACAAGGACGGUUCGCGUGCGACAAUUGCGACCGUCGUUAUCAUCAGAUGAAGAAUUUGAGGAGGCACAUGAUCAACGAAUGCGUGGAGUCCAAUUAUCCUGCGACCUCGGUGUUCAAGCACACCUGUGCUACCUGCGGCAAGACGUACAAGCACAAGCACCACCUGAAGAGGCAUCACGACUUCGAGUGCGGCAUCGAUCCAAAGUUCAAGUGCGCGUUCUGCCCGCACAGGACCAGAUACAAGGACAGUCUGAUGAAGCAUAUACUGGCGAGACAUCAGCAUCUCCUCGAUCAGAAUCCUCGAUACAGGUUGCAACAGGUGGACGCGAUGACCGAUCUCGAUGGGAAUGUGCACUACAGCUCGUCGAAUUGGACGGUGCCGACGUUACCAUCGACGUCUCGCGUGGUCGCGUACACUAGGCAUCUGCGCUCGAUGAACGAGCACGGUGGCAAGGUGCGACGAUGGGGGCCAAGAAAGUACCUGUGCACCGAUUGCAACCGAAAUUUCGAGCUGAUGGCCUCGUUGACGCGUCACAGGAUCUUCGAGUGCAACAAGCAAGCGAUCGCCAGCGAGAGGGGUGUUCAAGACCAGCCGCCCGCCGGUGAACGAAGGAGGAGGAAGAAGAAAUACGUUUGCCCGAAUUGCAAUCGCGUCUACGCGGUGUUCACCUCUCUGUGGAGGCACACCAAUUACGAGUGCGGCGUCGAGCCGAAAUUCACCUGUCCCAUAUGCAAAUUUAGGUUUUCCCAAAAGAGCAACCUCGAUCGACACAUUAGAACCAAACAUUGA
Molecule: messenger RNA, 2172 nt
Organism: Habropoda laboriosa
Lineage: Eukaryota; Metazoa; Arthropoda; Insecta; Hymenoptera; Apidae
Product: modifier of mdg4-like
Exons: 9
Coding region: 193-2172 (659 amino acids)
Biological process (GO): regulation of transcription by RNA polymerase II
Cellular component (GO): nucleus
Molecular function (GO): protein binding
Source: RefSeq, a predicted model, not a curated record